AGUUCCUUCUCCCAAACCCCAAUUACCAAUUUUCACUCCUCGAAGACAACACCCAUCUCUGCAAAAAUCACAUACUCAGUCCCAAAGACCAAGAGAAAGACCCACAAUCACAUCUCCCAUGGCUUCAACCACAGAAGCCAAACCCUUCUCAGUUCUCUUUGUGUGCCUUGGCAACAUCUGCAGAAGCCCAGCAGCUGAGGGCGUCUUCGCUGACUUGGUCAAUAAAAGAGGCCUCGAUUCCAAGUUCAAGAUUGAUUCUGCAGGAACCAUCAAUUACCAUGAGGGUAAUGAAGCAGACCCAAGAAUGAGGGCUGCUGCUAAGAGGCGUGGAAUCCAGAUAACUUCAAUAUCAAGGCCAAUUCGACCCUCUGAUUUCAGAGAUUUUGAUCUCAUUCUUGCUAUGGACAAGCAAAACAGAGAUGAUAUACUUAGAGCCCUGGAGAGGUGGAAAGUAAGGGAGAAUUUACCUGCUGAUGCACAUAAGAAGGUUCGGUUGAUGUGCUCCUACUGCAAGAAGCAUGAUGAAAGUGAAGUUCCUGAUCCAUACUAUGGUGGGUCCCAAGGUUUUGAGAAGAUGAAAUUUAAAUCAAAAGUUUUUUUGAAGGAUUACGGGGCCUUAGUGAUCUUGCACAAAAGUUGGUAGUGACACAGAAAAAUGAUGUGUAUCCAUUAGUUUACAGACUUAUGACACUAGCAUUAAUUUUUCCUGUUGCUACUACUACAAUAGAAAGAGUAUUUUCUGUCAUGAAACUUGUCAAGACCCGGCUACGCAAUCGAAUUAGAGAUUAAUGAUUGAAUGGCAAUUUAGUUGUGUAUAUUGAAGAUGAUAUAUUUAAUGAAAUUGAUAGUGAUGUCAUUAUACGACGUUAUCAAAAUAUGAAAACGGAUCGAGAACAAUUAUGGUGAUUUAUUGAUAUAUUUUUUUAAUAUUAUAUUUGUUGAGCAUCGUGAGAUUGGAUUGAUCAUGUGUGCGUGCGUGCAUGGUCAUGUUUUUGGAGUAUGAGAUAAGGAGAUAUGCAGCAGAUUAUUGAGGAGAUAAAUCUACAUCUAUUCCAAAGAUUUAGGAGAAGAUUUCUCUCCUUAAUCUAUUGUUGUUUGUUUGUAUUUUAAAUUCCUAUUUUUUAGGUAGCUUGUGUAUUUAAAGAAGUGGCUUGUAUCAUUUAUUCAGUGUGGGAAUAUAUGGGCUUCCCUAUUCAUUCCUUAGAGGCAUAUUUCUCUAAGAAUUCUACAUGGUAUCAGAGCCUUGAUCUUAGCCUGAUACAGCCUGUAGCCCCUUCAUCGGUUUUAGUUUUCUUCAAGUGCCUUCAUUGCACAGACCACAUCCCUUCAUCGGUUUUGUUUCUUCAUAUUCAAGUGCCUUCAUAGCACAACCCAUUGCUCCUUCAUCGGUUCUUCUUCAUCUUUCACAACCUGGAUUGUUUCUUCUAGGACCCAUUCUCUUCUGAAACCCUAUUACACAAAUCAGAAGCCAUGUCUGAUAUCUCAGAAACAACAACCCAAACCAUGACUUCUGGAGACAUCAGUUCAGUUGAUGUAUCCAAUGGAGGAGGAGAACUACCAGGUGUUUAUCAAUCCUACCGGCUAGAUGGUAGAAAUUAUCUCCAAUGGGCCCAGCUUAUCAAAAAUUUUUUUAAGGGUCGUGGGAAAAGUGGCCACCUAACCGGAUUACCCCCUAAGAAGGAGGAUCUAUCUUUCACAACAUGGGAUGUGGAAGAUUCCAGGAUCAUGUCAUGGAUUUGGAGCACCAUGCAACCAGAAAUUAGCAAGAACUAUAUGUUCUUGAGCACGACAAGGGAGACAUGGGAAACUGUCCAGCAAACUUACUCUAAGUUCAAGGAUGCAUCGGUGAUUUUUGAGGUAAAAACUAAGAUGAGUGCCACAAAACAAGAUUAGUUAUUAGUUACAAAUUAUUUCAAUAAAAUGAAAGGGUUAUGGUUAGAACUAGAUCAAUAUCAAGCACUACGUCAGAUCAGGGGAUCUGACAGGGAAUUUCUUCCAGAAUUGAGGAAGAAGAGGGAAUUGGCGGGAAGAAGGAGAGAUAGGAAUCAGAGGGAAAGAAGGAGAGAAAGAGAAAGAGAGAAAACAGAGAUUGAAAAUUGGAGGGAAAGGACUUGUGGAAUAAUUUUCACAUAUCCCUAUCCUCACUAGAAGUUUCUUAUUUAUAAGGGGUGGUUACAAACAAGAGACUUCCUCUAACUACUUCUCGUGAGCUCCCAAGUGGCCAUGUGCCGACUGGAAACUAAUUAUAGUUACACCACUCUCCCAAUUACCAUGUUAUCCCUUCCCUAAUUACGGACUUGCCCUUGGGCUAUGACACACUAAAGAUGGUUUGUAGUGAGGAUGCUGCCACCCUAAAUCAGAUGCUUGAAAGGGACUGAAUUGUUGAGUUCUUGGCAGGUCUAAACCCUGAGUUUGAUCAGGUUAGGGGUCAAGUUUUGGGUAAGGAAAAACUUCCUAGCCCAAAUGAGGUUUUUGCCAUCAUAAGGAGUGAAGAGAAUAGAAUAGAAGAUAUGCUAUGCUUACAGAACAUAUCAUUGAAGGAUCAGCUCUUGUGACCAGCAACAAAGGAGGAAGAACUAAAUUUGGAAAACCAGCUGUUCUUAACCGAGGGGCAAUGGUGUACCGUGUACAUUUUGUAAGAAGCCACGGCAUGCCAGGGAAACAUGCUUCAAGUUGCAUGGAAAAGAAGCUGUUUUGAGCUGAGUUGGAGGCUUCAAGAACAUGAAACCUCAGAGCUAUAUAUCCAACGAAGAAACUGAGGAGGUUGCAGAUAAAGGGGGCGUAACUGAGGCAGAUUCUACUCAGCUAAACCCAGAAGAAUUAAGCAAGCUAAAAGCCUUCCUCAAGACAUUCCAAGAUGGAACAUCUUGCUUACUGGUGCAGCAAGGUAAAUCACUAACUUAUGGGAUUUUUUCAGCCCCUAAAUUUGAUAGGAAUAACAUGUGGAUCCUUGAUUCAGGAGCCACAGACAAUAUGACCCCUUGUUUACAUGUUUUUGACACCUAUGAACCUUUUAAAACCACUAAACACAUUACCAUUGCAAAUGGAACAUCAGUGCCUAUUUCUAGAAAAGGCACAGUUUCUUUUAACCCUUGGCUGCCCUUUGAUAAUGUUUUUCAUGUUCCAAAAUUGACAGCAAGUUUGAUUUCUAUUCACAAACUAACAAAGGACUUGAAUUGUUUUGCUAUUUUUUCUCCUCACAUGUGUAAGUUUCCGGCCAAGGACUCAGAGAAGAUGAUUGGUGUGUGGCUAAGGAGCACAAUGGACUCUAUAUAUAGGAACGACAGAACACUUAUUCUAAAGGAAAAUAGAAUGGGAAGGCUUGUUUAUUUCAAUCUGCUUCUAAUAUCUCUUCUAUUUGGUUGCAUCAUUUUAGGUUAGGUCAUCUGCCAUUUGCUUUGUUAAAACAAAUGUUCCCUACUUUGUUCAAUUCUUUAGAUCCAAGCAUUUUCCAAUGUGAUGAAUGUAUUGUAGCAAAAAUCAUAGGGUUUCUUAUUCAAUCAGCAAUAAAUUUUCUUCUCAACCAUUUAAUCUAAUUCAUUCAGAUGUUUGGGGUCCAUCUAAGAUUGCAAACUGUUAUGGGGCAAAAUGGUUUAAAUCUUUUAUUGAUGAUUGUACUUGUAUGUGUUGGGUAUUCCUUCUAAAAGAUAAGGCUGCCAUUGGGACUGUUUUACCCUCCUUUUGCAAAAUAAUUUACACCUAAUUUGGCACUCAUAUCAAGAAGUUUAGGACUGAUAAUGCAAGGGAUUAUUUUAAUAAUCACUUGCAUCAGUACUUCCAACAAGAGGGUAUUAUUCAUGAAUUCUCUUGUAUUGAUACUCCACAACAAAAUGGAGUAACUGAAAAGAAAAUGAGACAACUUCUCAAUGUCACCUGCGCCCUCCUUCAUCAUCAUCAUGUUCCAAAAAAUUUUUGGGGAGAAGCUGUGUUAACAGCCACCUAUGUUAUAAAUAGGGUUCCCUCUAAAGUGCUGGAAAAUAGAAGUCCAUUCCAACAGUUAGCAACUUUGUUCCCAGACCUUACUCUCCAUUCUUCCUUACCUCUUAGAGUAUUUGGGUGUGUUAAUUUUGUACACAUACCCAAAGUCCAUAGGGACAAGUUGGAUCCUAGGGCUCUUAGGUGUGUUUUUCUUGGGUAUUCUCCUACUAAAAAGGUUUAUAAAUGCUACCAUCCAACCACUUGAAAGUUUUUUGUCUCAAAAGAUGUGACUUUCCUUGAAAAUCAAUCUUUCUUUGAAGUUCCUUCAUCUGGACAGCAGGAAAAUUCCCUUAGACCUACUGAUCUAGAGCUCGAGAACCUAUUACCUACCCUUGAUAUAACCCCUAAUGAUCCCAUUAUGUCUACUGCCCCUAUGCAUAUAUCCCAACUGCAUUCUGAUGAACAAGCUAUGCCUAAGCUGUCAACUCCUAUUAGAUUCAAGGGUUCGCCAUUUGUGUUCAAGAGAAAGGAGUCCAUGGAUGAGCCGCAACCACUGUCAGCAUCAACCAUUGAUCCUAGCUUGGAAGUUGCCCGUCAUGAGGAAGACUCAACCAACACCUCUAACCCCUCAGCUCAUCAGCUUGACCCAACAGAAUUAAACCUACACAUGGCUAUCCGCAAAGGGGUUAAAACUUGUACAAAACACCCAAUAGCCAACUAUUUGUCCUAUCAUCGCCUAUCCCAAAAACAUAGAGGCUUCCUUCAUUGGAUGCUAUUGUUAUUCCUAAAUCAGUGGAAGAGGCUAUAAAAGAUCCCAAAUGGAAGGAGGGCUAUGUUAGAAGAGAUGAGGGCACUUCAAAAGAAUCAUAUAUGGGAAUUGGUACCUAAACCCAAGGGGGGUAAAAUCAGUGGGCGGCAAAUGGAUUUUUAAUGUGAAAUGUAAAGUGGAUGGUACACUUGAUAGUUUUAAAGCAUGGCUUAUCGCCAAAGGCUAUACACAGUCUUAUGGCGUUGACUACCUUGAAACAUUUGCUCAUGUAGCUAAAAUGACUACUGUACGGGUUCUCAUAGCAUUGGUAGCCAAUUGUGGGUGGAAGUUACAACAAUUAGAUGUGAAAAAUCCAUUUUUGCAUGGGGACCUUUAAAAAGAAGUUUUCAUGGAGGUCCCACCAGGUUUACAACAUGUGGCAGCAAGACAUGGACAAGUGUGUAAACUCAAGAAGGCCCUAUAUAGGCUUAAGCAAUCCCCACGGGCCUAGUUUGGAAGAUUCUUGAAGGCAAUGACAUCUAUGCGAUAUCACCCAAGUAGAGGGGAUCAUACUCUCUUCAUCAAACACAUCGGAGAGAAGGUAACUAUCCUACUUGUCUAUGUAGAUAUAUUGUAGUGACUAGGAAUGAUUUAAAUAAACAAGGUCAUCUAAAGAGGAAUUUCGCUCAAGAAUUUAAAAUAAAGGACCUUGGUCCACUAGAAUACUUCCUAGGUAUUUAGGUGCUUACUCACAAAAAUGUAUUUUUUUGUCCCAAAGAAAGUAUGUGCUAGACUUGCUUGCUGAAACAGGUUUGUUAGGGGGAAAAGGAGCUAAAAUUCCAGUUGAUCCUAACCUAAAAUUGCAAGGAAAUGAAAGUGAGAUAGUAGUGGAUAAAGGGAGGUUCCAACGUGUGGUAGGCAGGCUAAUUUACCUUUCCUAUACUAGGCCUGACAUAGCUUUUGUUAUUAGUCUAGUAAGCCAAUUUACGCAUAACCCUACUAAAGAUUACAUGAAUGCUGUGAGGAGGAUCCUAAGUUAUCUUAAAGCUACACCUGGUAAGCGCAUUUUAUUUACCCCAGGAGCAAGUUUGAAAAUUUAGAGAUACAUAGAUGCAGAUUAUGGUGGAUCUCUUGUUGACCGCAGAUCUACAACUGAAUAUUGUGUCUUCCUAAAAGGGAAUUUGGUGUCUUGGAGAAGUAAGAAGUAAGGAGUGGUGGCUAAAUCCAGUGCUGAGGCUGAAUUUCGAGCCAUGGCCCUUAGUGUAUGUGAGCUGUUAUGGUUACAAAUUAUUCUAGAAGAUCUAAAGGUUCCAGUGCAAAGACCUAUUGAACUUUUCGAGGACAAUCAAUCAGGCAUUAGCAUUGCUCAUAAUCCUGUACAGUAUGACAUGACUAAGCAUAUUAAAAUUGACCAAUAUUUUCUUAAGGAAAAAUUGGAUUCUAGGCUUUUCCAAAUCUCCUACAUUCGCUCCACUCGACAAGUAGCAGAUUUACUUACCAAAGGACUGCCUGGUGCUCAAUUUGAAACUCUGGUAAGCAAGCUAGGGAUGAUUGACAUCCACUCUCUAGCUUGAGGAGGCAUGUUGAGCGUCAUGAGAUUGGAUUGAUCAUGUGUGCAUGCGUGCAUAGUCAUGUUUUUGGAAGAUGAGAUAAGGAGAUAUGCAGCAGAUUAUUGAGGAGAUAAAUCUACAUCUAUUCCUAAGAUUUAGGAGAAGAUUUCUCCCCUUAAUCUAUUGUUGUUUGUUUGUAUUUUAAAUGUUGUUUUUGUAUUUUAAAUUCCUAGUGUUUAGGUAGCUUGUGUAUUUAAAGAAGUGGCCUGUAUUAUUUAUUCAGUGUGGGAAUAUACGGGCUUCCCUAUUCAUUCCUUAGAGGCAUAUUUCUUUGAGAAUUUUACAAUAUUAUUUCAAAAAAAAAUUUGCUAUUUAAUUUUUGCCC
Molecule: messenger RNA, 6601 nt
Organism: Diospyros lotus (date-plum)
Lineage: Eukaryota; Viridiplantae; Streptophyta; Magnoliopsida; Ericales; Ebenaceae
Exons: 5
Coding region: 119-643 (174 amino acids)
Biological process (GO): protein dephosphorylation
Molecular function (GO): protein tyrosine phosphatase activity
Source: RefSeq, a predicted model, not a curated record